Cavia porcellus (domestic guinea pig) is the source of this 1173-nucleotide messenger RNA. RefSeq names its product DnaJ heat shock protein family (Hsp40) member C17 (gene Dnajc17). Lineage: Eukaryota; Metazoa; Chordata; Mammalia; Rodentia; Caviidae. The record is from RefSeq and is a predicted model, not a curated record. The transcript is spliced from 12 exons. Gene Ontology annotation, molecular function: RNA binding. Gene Ontology annotation, cellular component: spliceosomal complex. Bases 98 to 1102 code for a protein of 334 amino acids. Gene Ontology annotation, biological process: spliceosomal complex disassembly.
CCGGAACCCGGUGGUUCCCAGGAGGCUAAGCGACGCGCGGCCCCGCCCUGCCUGGGCUCAUGGGAGUUGUAGUACGAACCCAGUCAGGACAGGAGCCAUGGCGGUGACAAAGGAGCUCCUACAGAUGGACUUGUACGCGCUGCUAGGUAUUGAGGAGCAGGCGGCGGACAAAGAGGUGAAGAAAGCAUACAGGCAGAAGGCCCUCUCCUGCCACCCAGACAAAAAUCCAGAUAACCCCAAAGCAGCCGAACUCUUCCACCAGCUUUCUCAGGCCUUGGAAGUGUUGACUGAUGCUGCAGCCAGGGCUGCAUAUGACAAGGUCAGGAAAGCCAAGAAGCAGGCAGCAGCGAGGACCCAGAAACUUGAUGAGAAAAGGAAAAGAGUGAAGCUUGACCUGGAGGCCCGGGAGCGGCAGGCCCAGGCCCAGGGGAGUGAGGAGGAGGAAGAGAACCGGAGCACCAGGACUCUGGAGCAGGAGAUUGCACGCCUACGAGAAGAGGGUUCCCGGCAGCUACAGGAGCAGCAGAGGCUCAUCCAGGAGCAGAUACGCCAGGACCGUGAGCAGAGGCUGAGAGGAAAGGUGGAAAAUAAUGAAGGCAAAGGAACUCCCAAACUGAAGCUAAAAUGGAAGUGCAAAAAGGAAGAUGAGUCCCAAGGUGGCUACUCCAAAGAUGUCCUCCUGCGGCUUUUACAGAAGUAUGGUGAAGUUCUCAACCUGGUGAUUUCCAGUAAAAAAGCAGGCACUGCCGUGGUGGAGUUUGCGACUGUCAAGGCUGCGGAGCUGGCUUUCCGGAAUGAAGUGGGCCUUGUGGAUAACCCUCUGAAGAUUUCCUGGUUGGAGGGACAGCCCCAGGACACAGCAGGCCCCAGCCACCCAGAACUGUCAAAGUCUCUAACUUCUGCCCUGCCAGCCUGUCCAAGGAACUUAGUCCAAGGCUAUCCGUGUUCUUGCUUAUGCCUCCAGCGUGGCACCAUUUACCAGGGCUCAGUGCUGUCAGAGAGGGACUACGAGAGCCUUGUCAUGAUGCGCAUGCGCCAGGCAGCCGAGCGCCAACAGCUGAUCGCCCAGAUGCAGCAGGAGGACAAGGGGCAGCUCACGUAGCCCCAAAUUCUCACCUUCCCUCCCCACUGCCUUUUUCUAAAACCAGUUCCAAUAAAAUUUUUUAAAAAAGA